Messenger RNA from Vanessa tameamea, 2086 nucleotides. RefSeq names its product cationic amino acid transporter 4. NCBI's taxonomy places the organism in Eukaryota, Metazoa, Arthropoda, Insecta, Lepidoptera, Nymphalidae. Gene Ontology annotation, cellular component: plasma membrane. The transcript is spliced from 7 exons. Gene Ontology annotation, biological process: transmembrane transport; amino acid transport. The record is from RefSeq and is a predicted model, not a curated record. Gene Ontology annotation, molecular function: amino acid transmembrane transporter activity. The coding region runs from base 28 to 1998 and encodes 656 amino acids.
GAAAAAACAUAAAUAUAUUGCCUUAUCAUGCCAGGCGCCAGGCAUAAAAUCCUGGGACAUGUACUCUCAGGGUUCUGUCAUAAAAUGAACCGACGUAAGCCUAUAUAUGGUGACUCCUUGGAUACUCCACUUAACCGAUGUCUUACAACUUUUGAUAUUACCUUAUUAGGUGUAGGUCAUAUGGUGGGAGCUGGCAUUUAUGUGUUAACCGGAGCAGUUGCCCGUAAUAUGGCGGGGCCGGCAACAGCUCUAAGUUUCCUUUUAGCUGGUAUUACAUCUACGCUAGCUGCCUUAUGCUAUGCUGAAUUUGGCACGAGAAUACCGAGGGCUGGAAGUGCCUAUGCUUAUACUUAUGUCAGCAUUGGAGAAUUUUGGGCGUUUAUUAUUGGUUGGAACAUUGUACUCGAGUAUAUGAUCGGUGCUGCAUCAGUUGCCAGAGCUUGGUCGGGAUAUUUAGAUGCAAUGCUAGAUGGUGCAAUAAGCAAUGCAACGAUAGCUGUAACAGGCGAUCUACAUGAAACUCUUCUUAGUAGAUAUCCUGAUGUGUUAGCAUUUCUUAUUUGUAUUGUAGCGUCUUUAAUAUUAGCAGUGGGCGUUAAAACUUCAGCAUAUAUUAACAAUGGACUUACAAUAUUAAAUCUUAUUGUAAUUUCUCUGGUAAUAUUUCUUGGAUUCUAUUACGCUGACCUGAGUAACUGGUCUGAAAAGAACGGUGGUUUUAUGCCAUUCGGUUUUAGUGGAGUUCUUGCUGGUGCAGCUACUUGUUUUUAUGCAUUUGUUGGUUUUGAUAGUAUAUCUGCCUCUAGUGAAGAAGCAAAAGACCCCUCACGUUCCAUUCCUAUAGCAACCAUCUUAUCGAUGGCCAUGGUCGCUUUUGGGUACAUUCUUGUUGCGAUAGCUUUAACUUUGAUGGUGCCUUAUACCAGUAUUAAUCCAGAUGCUGCCUUACCUGCAGCGUUAGGUGCUGUACAUGCCGACUGGGCAAAAUAUGCAGUAGCGGUUGGUGCAGUUUGUGGAAUGACUACAACUUUGUUAGGUUCUUUAUUCUCUUUACCUCGUUGCUUAUAUGCUAUGUCAGCCGACGGACUUUUGUUCGGGUUUCUUAGCGAUGUUAACAAUAAAUCACAAAUUCCUAUUUCGAAUCUUAUAAUAUCGGGAUUAUCAUCAGCUUUUAUUGCAUUAUUAUUCGAUUUAGAGAAACUUGUAGAGUUUAUGUCGAUUGGCACAUUGUUAGCAUAUACGAUCGUUAGUGCAGCCGUUAUUAUUCUGCGAUAUCGGCCAACGCCACCUCCAGAAGACAAGAUUUUCGGCUCGCCUCAUUUGGAUUCACCCAUAGAUAGGGAAGAUAGCUCUGCAACCGGUACUCCAGGAACUGACGGUGGAUCUUCUUCUUCGGAGAUGUUCGAAGCACUGACGGUGGGUCGCCUGCGCGCACAGUAUGCAUGGCUUGAGCCGCUGGCGGGGGGACGCGCGCCCGGAAGUGCGGUCACCAGCUGCGUGUAUAUCUUUACGGCUGCCGCUGCAGCGCUAUGCGCACAUAACCACUUCUUAGCGGAGCCCGCUGGUCUGUGGGCACUGUUGCCCGACUUUGUGCUGAGUUUCAUAAUCAUUGCUUGUUUGGUUAUAAUAUGGGCCCAUCAACAGAGCCCCGCGCGGUUACCAUUCCGAGUGCCCUGGGUGCCCUUACUGCCGGCCGCUAGCGUCAUGCUGAACGUAGAACUAAUGAUCAACCUCAAUGCUCUUACUUGGGCACGUUUCACUAUUUGGAUGACAUUUGGUCUUCUCCUAUAUUUCCUGUACGGGAUCCAUCACACCAAGCUGGGAGAGGGUGUUACAGGCCUGCUCUCUCGCUCUGGCAGCGGCACCGCCCACAGCUGGGGUUCCGUCGAUAAAACUAGUUCUUUGGCGAGAAGGGUGGGACGCUUGGGUCGCGGCAGUAAGAGUGAUGAUCGUAAACCAAUCAUAUGCGACGAUGAGCUCGCCAGGCGGGAACCGUGAUUUUAAAUAUUGGAUAGUUUUCCAAAGUUUAUUAAAGUUUUAUGUUGAAACUAUUUGAUGUGUUAACUUCUCUAAGUAUUUGAAUUUA